Molecule: messenger RNA, 2290 nt
Organism: Fimicolochytrium jonesii
Lineage: Eukaryota; Fungi; Chytridiomycota; Chytridiomycetes; Spizellomycetales; Powellomycetaceae
Exons: 6
Coding region: 234-2183 (649 amino acids)
Source: RefSeq, a predicted model, not a curated record
CUUGUUCUAUACCCUCGCCCCCUCGCAAUUCGGCAGGAAAAGUUUAACUCUGUCUCCUCAUUCUUGCGCAAAUGAAGUACAAUUGUCUAUGAUCUAUGGGAGUCGGACGGGGCUUUUCGUGGAGUGGGGACUUUACUUGGUUGUCUUUGGCCGAACAUCGCCGCUCUUCUGCCGUACAUGCAAUAGCGUACUUCUAGCAUUAUCCACCGCCCACACAGCCAUACUCUCAACUGAUGGCAACCCCGAUCGACCACCCACCGGCCGCCAUAAACGGGACCCGAUCACCGUCACCAGCCUCUGCCCGUCGGCCCCGCACAUCAACCGGCCCCACAAGCACAACACCACGGCGGUGGACACCCACAUCGGGGAUGCUUGCAACAAAAAUGCCAAUCAACCCGCCGACCAUCACACAAGGCGGCGUCAUGGAGUCGGAACGGCUGGUUGUCAAUCUGACGGGGGCUUUUGGAGGCACUAGCGCUGAAGUCAAAUCAGCCAUAUCACUACCCUCAGCGCCAACACCCAAACCACUCAGUGCAGCAAGAAGACAUAUCAAACCACCAGACCCAAUGCCGCUCGCCUAUGUCCAACCCACCAUAGCCCUGCACACCCACUCCCGCCCACACACGCAAAUCCAUCCCGACAUCGUUACCGGCACCGCACGCCCUCUGAGCGCACGCGCAGCCUCCCCGCGGCAUCCGCGCACCAUGACCGGCUGGGUACCUAGUGAUCCGGUCACUGUCACCAUCGAGACGGAAGCUCCCACACCGCAGAGUACGAAAAGGGCCGAGAGUCUGGUUGCGCCGCUAUCGCCUAUCGUCGUUCCCGUCGCGAUACCGCUGAUCCCCGCGACGACGUUCACCCCAUCCUCAUCGUCAACGCAGCGCCGGAAAUCACGUGGGGACAGUCGGCCCGUGUCUGCGGACCAGGAGAGCACGCUGACGAAGACACCGGGAUAUGAACGGCAUACGGGGGAGGGAGACGCAGAGGCUGGGGACGAGACGGCAGCGUACCAGCAGGUCCCGGACAACCCAUCUGUAUUCGUGAGAGGGGCUGCGGGGGAAAAGACGGGGAUCGGGGGAGGGGCGUUUGGCGCGGUUGAGUUGGGGAGCGGGCGGGUUACGCCGGUGCCGUUUGGAUCACCACCAACCCGCCGCCCGAGCUCCGCUCGCCACCCCACCGCCUUCACCACUCACUCCUCCCGCCCCCCCAGCGGCGCCCCUACCCACCCUUACUACUUCCAUCCGCACACCCACUACAUGCGCUCAACAUCAACAUCCCUCGCAGUCGACCCCGGGGACUCCUCUGUUGCAGGGGGACCCGGGCUGGUUGACGUAGACGCGGACGACGAGAGCACGCAACUGGGGAAAGUGUAUGCGCGCCCGAUGGUACCGGCGCUGGCGAGGGUGCAGACUGUGAGGGGGAAUCUGGAUCGGUAUCGGAUUGAGCAGAUUGCAUUACGAAGACUCCGCUUCGUGAUCGAGAACAACCAAGCGGAGCCGGAUCAUCUUGCGUUGAUCGAUCUCGUGCAGCAGGGCCAAGUGCCCCCCCAGAUCCUCCACCGCUACUUCGGCCCCACCCACUCGACCCCACACGCCCUGCGCAUCCUCCUCCUCCAAUCCAUCGACGCUUCGUCCCGGUCCCUACAUAAUAACCACUCACCCACGCCGACAAGCGACUCCCCGCAACCCCACCUGAGCGCCGACCAUCCAGGAGAUAGACGAGUCGAACCGGAAGGCCGAACCCCGUUCCGCGUCUACACACCCAAACCCACCGCCACGACCCCGGACGAGGUGCUCAAGAUCCUCGAGCAGGUCGAGCGCAGGGGCGGGGGUGCUGCUGGCGGUGGUGGUGGUGGGGUCAAAACACGGAAUAGCACCGGGGCGGUAUCGGCGUAUCUCCGUCGACGGCCAAAGAGCGCGGGUGGGUGGGCGGCACAGAGACAGGGACAGGGACAGGGUGUCCGACGGGAAGUGAGUGUCGCGACUGGGUCAGAUCGGCAGCGCGAGAGGGAGGCGGCGCUGUUGGAGGCUGUUGGGACGGGGAUUGGUGGUGGGGGUGGGGCUGGUGGUGGGAAUAUAAGUACGACGGUGCCGAGGGUGCAGCGGGCGUCGACGGCGGCGUUGAGUGGGGAGGAGUUGUUGAAGGUGAUUGAGCGGAAACGGUUGCAGCAUUUGAAGUUGUGAAUGGUGUGGGGGACGGGAGGAGGGGGGGAUGUAUUUAUGAUGGGGGCUUUUUGGGGCUAUGUACAUAUGCAAACCAUAGAUCUGCCGAUCAAAACCGUACCCAAGAG